CGCGCGCUCUCUCCCUCCUUCUUUCUUUCCCUCCCUCCUCCGUCCCUUCGCGCGCGCCUCCCUCCCUCCCUCCCUCACCUUUCCCCGCCUUUUUCCUGGUGUCCAAAGGCGCCGCGGGAGACGCGGGUGGGUCUCCGUGUGGGUGGGGACACAGCCACACUCGCGUCUUCCCUUGGCGUCCCCUUUUUUCCCUUCCUCGGCCUCUGAGGAGCGCAGGCAGGCAGGCAGAGGGCGCUUCCCGCCAUGCCCGCCGCCCCUCGCGGGCCCUCCCGCUCCGCGCCCCGGCGGACCCAGCCCCGAGGAAAGAGCCCCUCCGGGGAGCGCCGCGUGCCGGCUUCGCACCUCCUCGGCUUCUAAGCCCCGAGGGGAGGGGAGGGGAAGGGAGGGGAGGGGGCGGCUGGAGAGGAACCCCCUUCCCUUUCUUCCUCCUCCUCCGGGAACUCCUUCGCCCCCACUCGGAUGUCCGGUCGCCUCAGGAGCGGGGAAAAGCCCUGAGCCGCGACUCCUCGCCGGCCAGUCAACUCCUGGAGACGCGGGGAAGCGAAGAAGGAGCCCGAGGGGAGGCCUCCCCACCCGGCGCCCUGACUCCGCGCUCGGCCCAAGAUGCACUUGCUGGGAUUGCUCUCUCUGGGUUACUCGCUGGCGGCGGCGCUGCUGCUGCUCCUGCUGCUGGGAGCUCGCGAGCCGGCCACGGCCGCUGCCUAUGAAUCCGGACAGGGCUACGACGAGGAAGAGCCCGAGCUGGCAGAGGCCAAGCAGACUUACGCAAGCAAGGAGUUGGAGGAACAGUUACGAUCAGUAUCCAGUGUGGAUGAACUCAUGACAGUACUUUAUCCAGAAUAUUGGAAAAUGUUCAAAUGUCAGCUGAGAAGAGGGAGCUGGCAACACAAUAGAGAAUUGCCCAGCUUCGAUGCAAAAUCAGAGGAUUCAAAUCCAAUAAAAUUUGCUGCAGCUCAUUACAGUCCAGAGAUCUUGAAAAGUAUUGAUAAUGAGUGGAGGAAAACUCAAUGCAUGCCACGUGAGGUAUGUGUAGAUGUGGGGAAAGAAUCUGGAGCAACAACAAACACCUUCUUUAAACCUCCAUGUGUGUCCAUCUACAGAUGUGGAGGUUGCUGUAAUAGUGAAGGGCUGCAGUGUAUGAAUGUCAGCACAAGCUACGUCAGCAAAACGUUGUUUGAAAUAACCGUGCCACUGUCACAUGGUCCAAAACCUAUAACAAUUAGUUUUGCCAAUCAUACAUCAUGUCGGUGCAUGUCCAAGCUGGAUGUCUACAGACAGGUUCACUCAAUCAUUAGGCGCUCCUUACCCAUGACACAACCACAGUGUAAUGUGGCAAACAAAACAUGUCCCAAAAACCAUAUCUGGAAUAAUCACAUUUGCAGAUGUCUGGCACAACAUGAAUUUAGUUUCUCGUCCUACCUUGGUGAUACUGAUGCUGCUGAAGGAUACCAUGAUAUCUGUGGACCUAAUAAGGAACUUGAUGAAGAAACCUGUCAGUGUGUCUGCAAAGGCGGAGUGAGGCCUUCCACCUGUGGACCACACAAAGAAUUAGACAGAACAUCAUGCCAGUGCACAUGUAAAAACAAACUGCUGCCAAGCUCAUGUGGAUCCAACAAGGAAUUUGAUGAAGAAAAAUGCCAGUGCAUAUGUAAAAGAACAUGUCCUAGACAUCAGCCAUUAAACCCUGCAAAAUGUAUUUGUGAAUGUGUAGAAUCUCCAAACAAGUGUUUUUUAAAAGGAAAAAGAUUUCAUCACCAAACAUGCAGUUGCUACAGACCACCAUGUACAGUUCGAACGAAACGCUGUGAGCCUGGACUUUAUUACAGUGAAGAAGUGUGCCGCUGUGUACCCACAUAUUGGAAAAGACCACUUAUCAAUUAGAGAUGCCAAUGACCUCUGGCAGUUUGGUGUACAUUUUCCUCUCUUUGUUUAAAGACUGCUAAUAUUUUGGAUUUACUGUUCAGAAGAGACUUUAAAGGAUUAUCAGAGACAUACUCAUUUGUGCUCUGAGACACAUCGGACUCAAAUGCUUUUUAAAAACCUGGGAUUUUCUGCAUUGUAAAGAACUCAAUAGGGACUUGAUUUUUGCCACUGGCCAAACACCCUAGGUUUUCUUCCUUGUGAUUUUUUUUAUUAAAGAUAAUGACUAUAUAAUUUAUUUCCAUUUAAAAAUAUUGUACUGCAUUCUUGUUUAUAGCAGUAACAGUUUUUAAAUCUCACUGUGAUCAAUAUUUUUAUAUCAUACAAAGUAUGUUUUAAAUAAAAUGAAAAUGUAUUGUA
Messenger RNA from Anolis carolinensis (green anole), 2280 nucleotides. It is a transcript of the gene vegfc, whose product is annotated as vascular endothelial growth factor C. Gene Ontology annotation, biological process: positive regulation of protein phosphorylation; positive regulation of endothelial cell proliferation; vascular endothelial growth factor receptor signaling pathway. The record is from RefSeq and is a predicted model, not a curated record. The coding region runs from base 604 to 1881 and encodes 425 amino acids. Lineage: Eukaryota; Metazoa; Chordata; Lepidosauria; Squamata; Anolidae. Gene Ontology annotation, molecular function: vascular endothelial growth factor receptor 3 binding; growth factor activity; chemoattractant activity. Gene Ontology annotation, cellular component: membrane. The transcript is spliced from 7 exons.